CCCCCGCCCAUCACAGCCCCUCGGCCAAUGAGGGCGGCCGCCGCCAGGGCGCGGCGCGGCGGCCCCGUCACGGCGUGACGUCGGCGGUGCCCAUGGCCGAGGGCAGCGCGGGGGGGCCAUGGCCUCGUCGGUGGUGCGGGCCACGGUGCGCGCCGUCAGCAAGAGGAAGCUGCAGGCCACGCGCGCCGCCCUCACGCUGACCCCAUCAGCCGUGCAGAAGAUAAAACAACUUCUUAAAGAUAAACCUGAGCAUGUAGGUGUGAAAGUAGGUGUUCGUACAAGAGGAUGCAAUGGACUCUCUUACACAUUAGAAUAUACAAAGUCUAAAGGAGACUCUGAUGAAGAAGUAGUUCAAGAUGGGGUUAGAGUGUUUAUUGAGAAGAAAGCACAGCUGACACUUCUAGGAACUGAAAUGGACUAUGUAGAAGACAAACUGUCCAGUGAAUUUGUCUUCAAUAAUCCAAACAUCAAAGGAACAUGUGGCUGUGGAGAAAGCUUUAACAUCUGAAACUUAGGACUAAUUUUUUGACUUUGAACAGCACGAAACACUUGCUGUUUUUCUUUCAGAAGCAAAUGAAUUUUCUUCAGGUUCUUAGGCUGUGUCAAGUGUGGAUGCCAUUAAGGAAAAUAAAGUUAAAGCAUGUUGAAAUUCUAAA
Cygnus olor (mute swan) is the source of this 656-nucleotide messenger RNA. It is a transcript of the gene ISCA1, whose product is annotated as iron-sulfur cluster assembly 1. Bases 119 to 508 code for a protein of 129 amino acids. Gene Ontology annotation, biological process: iron-sulfur cluster assembly. Gene Ontology annotation, molecular function: 2 iron, 2 sulfur cluster binding. Gene Ontology annotation, cellular component: cytoplasm; mitochondrion. The transcript is spliced from 4 exons. NCBI's taxonomy places the organism in Eukaryota, Metazoa, Chordata, Aves, Anseriformes, Anatidae. The record is from RefSeq and is a predicted model, not a curated record.